AUGAUGAUCAAUACGGGCGCUGCAAUUUCUGCUAAAAUGGUCAGAUCAGGAUUUGGGAUCAUUGCAAGGAACUGGAGUGGAGUGUUAGUGAGAGCGAAGGGAAUCACUGAGAGGAGGAAAGGAGAAGCAGCCACUGAGGAAGCUCUAGCAAUCAGAGGGGCGCUAGAAAUGACUCAAGUUGCAGGAUGGACAAACAUAGAAGUCCAAUCUGAUUGCAAGUAUGUUGUGAGCCUCAUCAACACGGACAAUGUUCAGGAAUGUAGACUUCAAACAAUCCUGGAAGACAUUGUUGUCCUGAAGAGAAGAUUUGAAAGUUGCGUUUUCACUUUUGUUCCUAGAUCUGCUAAUAGCUGUAGUCACGAAUUGGCUCAAUUCGCAGCAAUGGCAACUAGAAACUUUGAAUGGGAAGGUUCAUUCCCAACUUGGCUUUCAACGUUAGCUAGAAAAGAUAUGGGGGUAGUUACCCCUUUUUGUAAUUAG
Messenger RNA from Coffea arabica (coffee), 480 nucleotides. RefSeq lists its product as uncharacterized. Gene Ontology annotation, molecular function: nucleic acid binding; RNA-DNA hybrid ribonuclease activity. The record is from RefSeq and is a predicted model, not a curated record. Lineage: Eukaryota; Viridiplantae; Streptophyta; Magnoliopsida; Gentianales; Rubiaceae.